GCUAUUCAAAUACGGAAUGCCAGCCGCUAUUUCAACUCUACAAGGUCGUGUAAACCUUAGUGAGGAAAUUGUAAGCUGGGGCUGACUUAUGCAUAUAUAUGGACUGUGUGGCCCGCUGUGUCUACUUGACACGUGAUGUGCUCCUACUCGUUCAACUAUCUGUUGCCAGUUUCGAUUUCAUAAUUGUCUAAAUGUGAAGUUUGUGUGAUUAGUGAUUGUCGUCUGUUAACAGCAAUUGCUUUGCCUUAUAAAUUUAAGUUGAUUGUGUGGGCUUGCUGAGUCGUCGACUCACCUUUUCUUUUGUUCUCCUUUUCAGCCCUCAUCACUUACGCUACUCUGAAUGCUCCCUUAGUACACAAAGUACUUUCUGGUGAGACGCAAACUUCUACAGGUGACCAUAUUUCGAAGUAUCUUUUUAUAAUGACUCUUGAAAUAAAAUUUAGGUGUUUAUCCUGAGAAAUUACAAAUUUGACUUUUGAGUCAAUUUUAUUACUAUUUGUUGGGAGUGUACUAUAACUAUCGACUCAAUAUUGAAUCAUGCAUUCUCUCCUUAUGUACGUUUAUAUCGUCUUAACAUAGCAUAUGUACGUUAGAAAUCAGACAUAUAGGUGAAUGGUUUGUUAGGAAACUACGGUUACGAUACAAAGAACUUAUAAAAUACCACCUCAUUGUUAAAUCAUUGUUACCAUUCAGAAUUGUAGUAACUGUUUUGUGAAUCCCGAAUUUUAAUAAAAACCAACCGACAACAUAAAGUGAGACUUCCAGUAAUGUUUGUCGAUGCAGAACACUGAAUCUGUAGGACAGCAACCGAAAGUUUCCAUUUCAAAUUAUUACUUACAUUUUCUCUCCGACAGCGCUUUUAGAGCUCAUCUCACUUCAUGAAAAUAAGCUUGCGAUGUUAUACAGUUCCACAAGGUCUUUUCUUGUGGAAGUUGGCAAUAAAAUACGCAGUGUUAGUGCGCCUAAUGACUAUAACAUAACUAAUUGAUAUACUAAUAAAAAUUAUGCUCUUCUGAAGUUCUUUUCUUGUUGUAUUGCCAAGAGUAAUAUGGCUGGCCGUUCCAGGUUUCACUGCAUACGAUAAGAUAUAGCGCAUGGAAGUUUUGGGAUUGUCAUUCAUUGAUUGUGGCACAAUGACCAUCUGACAUGUAAAGUUAUAAUCCAACGAGUUUGUCCCUCGUGUCUUCUUGCUAGACACGCAUCCAACGUUCACAGUUCCCCUUCAGAUGUCAAAAAGAAAUAAGAACUUGAUAAUCUAAUGUCAAGUUCCCAUAGAUAGUCAUGCGCAUCAAACUUAGACUGAGACAUGAACUGCAUAACAUUUGCACUGGAUUUUGAUAUUGCUGACGACAUUGAUACAGUACAGUAUGAAGUUUUGCGAAUCUAAAACAACUUAAAUUGUACAUGUUACUCAAUUACAGACCCGAUGUCAACAGGUGUUGAUGUAGGUAUUGAUGGCAGCGUCUACUUGUGUAGAAAAUCUAUUUAUAAACAGCUAUAAUUAGGACGUGCCCACUGUGCAAUCGGUCACACUAGUGUCGAGCAGCCUGAACUUCAUAUAAUGAGCACGCAUAAUUGUAGCCUUCAUUUCAGCUACAUUCAUGCCGACUAAAUCAUAUAAAUACUCCGGUUUCCGUUUCAAUGCCUCUUUUUGAAAGACCAAUAGGAUUACUGUGCUUACUUUUUGGACUUCCAUGUAUUUAGUGGCAGUGUUUUUGUCACAUUAUUGGCAUGACAGCCCGGUAAUUCGCCGAACGAAACCAAUAAAUCCUUCGCAGUCUGUAAAUUGCUUUUAGGGAAGGAGUGUGUUUAGCUCACUACAGUAGUAGAUAACCUUACUCCUGAUGACUGACUAAUCGUCAUCUGGUUGAGCACUUUUUCUGGUCCACAUACACCAGGUAGGGUACGUGCAAGUUCUUCGCCAACAAGUCAUUUGCUGCAAUUAGUACCUGCUUCUUACUUGGCGCAUUAAUGACUGCAAACUGCUUGGCGGUACGUUGAACGAUAUUUAAAAGUUAGUAAUUAUUUCGAAGUAAUAACAUUUGAGUACCUACUUACUCCUGUUACCCCUCGUUAAAGAGCAUAGGCCGCCUACCAGCAUUUUCCAUCCAACUCUGUCCUGGGCAAUCCUUUCCAGUUGCUAUUCAUCCUCUUGGUGUGUGCUUCCAAUUUUCGACGUAGUUUGUUCGGCCUUCCUCCUUCCCAUUUCCUUCCAGGAUUCCAGGUAAGCGCUUGCGUAGCGAUGCAGUUUGGUGAUUUCUGUAAUGUAUGUCCUAUCCACUUCCAGUGUCCUUUCUUUAUUUCCUCCUCAGCUAAAACCUAAUUUGUUCUCUCUUAUAGUAGGCUGUCGCUGAGGGUUUCCGGUCAACGAACAUUGAGUAUGUUGUGUAGAUAACUGCUUAUAAAUACUUGUGCCUUUUUGAUGAUGGCUGUAGUACUUUGCACGUCUCAGCUCCGUACAGUAGACCUUUCGUAUUGAAGAUUCUCACUUUGAUUUUGGUUGGCAGUUGUUAUAUGCUCUUCAAUUGUAUGAAUGCGUCCAUUGCUUUGCCAAUCAUCACCUUUCUGUCUGCAUCAGAUCAUCCUUGUUCAUCGAUGAUGCUGAUCAGGUACGUGAAAGAUUCUACAUCUCCCAGAGCUUCUCCAUCAAGUGAGAUUGGCUUGUUUACAGUGUUGUAUUUGAGGACCUUGGUUUUAUCCUUGUGUAUGUUGAGGCCUACUGAUGUGGAGGCUUCCUCCACACUGAUUGUCUUGACCUGCAUUUGUUGUUAUGUAUCGGAUAGAAGGGCUAAGUCAUCUGCGAAGUCCAAAUCGUCUAGUUGCAUCCAAGCUGUCCAUUGUAUUCCGUGCUUCCCUUGAGAUGUGGAGGUCUUCACAAUCCGGUCGACCACCAGGAGGAAGAGCGAAAGUAAACAGCCUUGUGUGACACUGAUCUUUACUUGGAAUGCAUCGAUCAGCUGUCCCGCAUGCACAAAUUCGCAGUGUAAAACGUCGUAUGAAUUCCGUACAGUGUUGACGAUCUCCGGUACACCAUAGUGUCGAAGAAGUUUCCAUAAAGUCUUCCUAUCCGGACUUUCGAAUGCUUUUUCAUUGUCAAGAAAGCUGGUGUAUAGUGACAAGUUCCAUUCAUUUGAUUGUUUAACAGUGAUCCGAAGUGUCAUUGUUUAAUCAAUGCACGACCGAUUCUUACGGAAUCCAGCCUAUUGAUCUCGAAGCUGGGAGUCUACUGAAUUUUUCAUCCGGUUCGGCAACACUGUUGAAAAAUUUCCCUGGUACUGACAGCAGUGUGAUGUCUCUGCAGUUCUCACAUUUGCUCAGAUCUCCUUUUUGGUAUCCUGAUGAGGUGUCCUUCUUUCCAGUCUGUGGACAGUUUUUUUUCUUCCCAAAUCUUCCUGAAUAUAGUGUAAAGCAUACUUGCAGUUACUCCUAUGUCUGACUUAAACUUAAGAUCUUCAGCUGGUAUGUUCUCAGGUCCUACAGCUUUUUUAAUCUUGAUUUGUCUGAUAGACACCCUGAUUUCUUCGGUCGUUCGUGGAGUGACAUCUAUAGGAAGGUCUGUAAGUACUACUUCAAUAUUCGGUGGAUUCAAAGGGGCUGGCUCAUUCAAGGGUUCCUCAGUGUUCAGUCCAUCUGUUCCUCUUCUCUUGAAUUUCAGUGAUUGGCUUGCCUUCUUUGUCGUUGAUCGAUGUCGCUGGCUUACUGUAUUUCCCUACUAGCUUCUCCGUUGUUUCAUACUUCCUUCUUUGCAGCUUUUUCCUGUUUCGUUACUAGGUCUUCCACAUAGUUCUGCUUGUCAGCUCUAAUGCUCCUCUUCACUUGUUUGUUUGCUUCUGUGUAUUCAGUCUGUGCCUUGACUUUCUCUGCUCUUGUUCGGCUGUUGUUAAUUGUUGUCUUCUUCCUUUAUUGAAGCGCGUCCAGGUUUUCGAUAGAGCUCUUCAUCGAGUGUUCAUAGAACUUGUUAGUUUUUCUUUAGACAAUGUACGUUAAUUCGUAUACAGCCUUAUGACCUAUCACAUUCAUUGUAUGAUUGUUUCGAUGUUGUAAAAUCAUAAAGCGAUCACUUUUGAGGUUACUUACGACUUUUUUCACAUGAACCUGGAGUUUUUGGAAUAACGAUGCUCUAUAUCAUUCAUAUCAUGUUAAAGCUUACGUCGGUGAUAUUAUAAGCAACAGUUUUGUUCAUACCUAUACCAAGGUAAUCAUACGAUUUCGGGAUCGAAUUAACAAGAGAUAAAACCUGUGAUUCGUUUGUCUGGUUAUGAUUACAAACUAUUAAAUCCACCUGAAGGAUUUUUCGUUGAAUGAUGUGGAUUCAUAGUGACACUUAUAAAACUUACAUUGUGUCUUGCCUCAACGUAUAACUUUCUACCUGUGGUCGGAUUUAUGCGUUUCGGUUACCUUUAGUUCACCUUUUAAUGAUUACAAAGAUCUAUCAACCACAGAUUAUUGUCCCUAAUGGAUUACUAAUCCAUCGAGGUAUUAUCUACACAGACUAUUGGUCUGUAUCAUAUAUUACCUUACACAUUUUCUCCGAUAUAUGUAUGUUCAGGUAAACUGGCUAGAUAGUUCAAUGUAUUUCGGAAUUAUCUCACUUAUUACAUCAUAUCAAAUGGCUCGUUUUAAAAGCUUUCACCCAACCCCAACAUUUAUUAGUUUGUAAAGAUAUAGUUAGGUCGUUUAAUCUACGCUGACAUUAUUGUGCAGUUGCGUUAAAUCGUGCCAGUUAAUUGAACCUGGAACCUACAGCUAUUUACUUGUUAUUACUGGAGGUAUUUUGCAAAUGAAAUACUAGAACUUACAGCUCGUUUUUCCACUGUUAUCAGAAUCUUCACGAAACUUGCUUAAGAAAACUACGAAUAAAGGUCAAGUCUGUAAUACAUCUUUGUAAAACGGAAUAAGUUGUGGAUCAUUUUGUUAGCUGAAAUCUUCACUAUUGCGUUUGUUUUUGUUCUUGAGUUUUCUCAUAUCGUCCUUCACUAAUCAUAAUUACAAAGGAAACGCUUCACUAACACUAAACUCUUUCGAAGUCAAAAAGAAAAACGGCCACGAAAAAUACCACUUGAUUCGUUCGUUUCAAGGAUAUAAAAGUAAGAACACAGUUCAAGUUCGUAUAAGUAACGAUUUUAGUGUAAAGUUGAUAUUUUAAACUACCUGUAUUUCCUUCAAGUGUAAUAAAAGCUAUCAAUAGUUCCAAUGAAUUAAUUGUUUAUCACAACCAAUUAGUAAAUAUACCUGGCAUAGAUGACGAUAUUCGACGCAUUAUUAUAGAAAAAUAUAGUUACUAUAUUUCAAAAGAUAGUUUUAAUGGUUGAAGUUUUGUCCGAAAAACUACUGCCCAUGUAAAUGACGGAGACAUGUGUAAACGAUAGCAAAGGUUCCACGCAUUACCAGUUUUCGUUUCGUUUUUAGACACGUAAAUACUGUAAAUGUUUAUAAUUUAUUCGGUACAUUUUAUGCUUUUGGAUACCUAGACAAACGUUGAAAUUUGUUUCAUACCUAUGAAUCUAAAUAACGCUCAAAAAGAUGUGAAUCUAGAAACUGGUGAAGAAAUUAAGCGUAAUGAGUAUCGUAAAAUGAGCACGUAUGACUUCGUGCGGCGUGACAUUGAGAAAUAUUUCGCACAUCCGGUAAGUUUGCCAAAAACUUAUUUACGUUCAUUUCAUACAAAGGAAGAAGCGCUCGUAGCUCCUGAAUUAGCUCAACCUCAGCUGCCUAAACCACCACCUGAAUUCGUUCGCAAUGUAUGGGGCUCUGCCGCUGGAGUGGGCAGUGGGGACUUUCACAUUUACAGAGGAAUUAGACGAAGAGAAUAUACUCGUUUAGAAAUGAUUGAAAAAACUGCGGAAGAGGAACGUUUAGAUAGAGAGUUCCAAAUGAAGCAAAAAGCAUUAAAUGAUCUAGCUGCUGAAAAAACUGCUAAGAAGCGUGCUAAGCGUCAAAUGAAGAAAGAAAAACGAUUAAAUAAAAGAAAACUGAAAUCAAAAUCUAAAUCUGGUGAAAACAGCGAUUACUCAGAUGAGCAGUUAGAAAAUUCUGCGCAAACGGAAAGUAGUGAAUUUAAUAAGAUUUGACGGUCGAAUUAUAAAUUUCACAUUAUUGCUCUUUCUAACUCAUCCAUUACAUUUGUACGUAAUACGUUUCCCCUUAUUUCUGACAAGAUUUAUUCAUGGGUAGUUUAUGGAAUUAUUUAAGAUAAUAUCCUAAUUUUUAUAAGGUAUCCUGUUUAUUUCAGUAAUGCAGUGAGAAGACGAAGGUUAUCAGAAUCAUGUAAUAUAUUUGCGCAAUAUAUUUCAAACAAUGUGA
Molecule: messenger RNA, 6303 nt
Organism: Schistosoma guineensis
Lineage: Eukaryota; Metazoa; Platyhelminthes; Trematoda; Strigeidida; Schistosomatidae
Source: the annotation of a GenBank genome assembly